Molecule: messenger RNA, 1616 nt
Organism: Vespa crabro (European hornet)
Lineage: Eukaryota; Metazoa; Arthropoda; Insecta; Hymenoptera; Vespidae
Gene: Ptpa
Product: serine/threonine-protein phosphatase 2A activator
Exons: 8
Coding region: 426-1442 (338 amino acids)
Biological process (GO): mitotic spindle organization
Cellular component (GO): protein phosphatase type 2A complex; nucleus; cytoplasm
Molecular function (GO): peptidyl-prolyl cis-trans isomerase activity; protein tyrosine phosphatase activator activity
Source: RefSeq, a predicted model, not a curated record
UUGGCGCUGAAGUCGCAUAUACUGCGAAGCAAAAGUUGAUAAGCAGCCUUAAGAAAAAAUUCAUAAUUUCGAUAUUUCUAUUAUAGAAUUUAAUUAAAUGUGGUCCUUUUAAAUAUUUCGUGGAGAAUAGUAAAAGGCUUUUGAAAUUUAUUAUCAAGUUGUUUUAUAGUAAAAAGUGAACCAAUAAAAAUUUGCUUUUUGUUGCAAAUAUGAAAACUAAACAAAAUGCAAUGGUUUGCUAAAUACAUUUCAUGAUUGGUUAAAUUGGUUGAAACCGGUAUUAUAUUCUAAUCUUAUAAUUAUUGUGGAUUCGAUUAAUGUUAAUAACAAAUUUAUAAAAUAUAUAUUACGCAUAUAUAAUCAAAAUAUAUGUAAUCUUCAUCUAAAAUUAUUAAACGCAUAUUAAUCAAAAACAAUCAUUUGUUAUGUCAACGUCAACAAAUAAUAUGAACGAAUCACAAUUAUCUGAUGAACAUGUAUUUGUUGUUCCAAGUAGAGCUAUUAAAGUUCCAGUUGAUAUGUCUGUUUGGGAAAAAUCAGAAGCAUAUUUUGAAUAUCUAGGAUUUAUAUUAGCAUUAAAUAAAUCUAUAGAAGGAAAAUCUUUAGACUCCAAAUGUGAACAAUCUCCUGCGGUAGAAAAUAUUUUGAAAAUGCUUAAUAAUUUAGAUGAAUGGAUAACGCAAAUACCACCAACUGAACAACCUCAACGAUUUGGAAAUAAAUCAUUUCGAACCUGGCAUGCAAAGUUACAAGAGGAAGGUAUACAAGAAUUACAGCAAGCGUUGCCACAAAAUUUACACAGAGCUAUACCAGAAAUAAUUCAGUAUUUAUAUGAAAGCUUUGGAAAUCCAACACGUAUAGAUUAUGGGACAGGGCAUGAAAUGGCAUUUCUAAUGUUUUUAUGUUGUUUAUUUAAAAUUAGAGCUUUUACAGAAAAUGACAAAGUUGCUGUUGCUAUAAAAGUAUUCAAUAGAUAUUUACAGUUGGUACGUAGACUGCAAAUUACAUAUCGUAUGGAGCCAGCAGGUAGUCAUGGUGUUUGGAGUUUGGAUGAUUAUCAAUUUGUACCUUUCAUAUGGGGAAGUUCUCAAUUGAUUGGCCAUCCACGUAUUGAACCUCGCCACUUUGUAGAUCAAGAUGUUAUUGAAUUGCAUGCAAAACAGUACAUGUUUCUUGGAUGCAUAGAGUUUAUCUCAAAGGUUAAGAUAGGACCAUUCGCGGAACAUUCGAAUCAAUUGUGGAAUGUGAGUGCUGUUAAUUCGUGGGCAAAAGUAAAUAACGGGCUUAUUAAGAUGUAUAAAGUGGAGGUACUAUCAAAGUUUCCUGUAAUUCAACAUGUUUUAUUUGGAUCAUUGUUACCAAUAAAACCAGCUACUACUUGUCCCAAUGUCAGAGGUGCUUGCUUUGAUUCACCGGUACAACCACCAUCGCAAAUACAUUAAUAACAGCUUAAUACAUUUUAUGAAUUAGUACAUUUGUUCUUUCAUUUAUAUAUUAUCUAUAAAAAUAAUAUAAAUUGACCUUGUAUCAUGUGAUGAUAUUUAGGCCUAGAUUUUCCUUAAGAUUCAAGUAUAGCCUGAAAUACUAUUUGGCAAUAAAUUUAAAAAUGAAAGCAA